Messenger RNA from Leishmania major strain Friedlin, 4014 nucleotides. RefSeq names its product putative protein phosphotase. Gene Ontology annotation, cellular component: cytoplasm; nucleus. The record is from RefSeq and is a predicted model, not a curated record. Gene Ontology annotation, molecular function: protein serine/threonine phosphatase activity. The transcript has a single exon. Lineage: Eukaryota; Euglenozoa; Kinetoplastea; Trypanosomatida; Trypanosomatidae. Bases 1 to 4014 code for a protein of 1337 amino acids.
AUGCACGCUAGUUGGGUGAGUGCGGCACGCCUCUUCGUCAGCCCGCACACAGACACGGUGCAACUGACACUCCUGCAGCCUGGGGUACGCACCUACGUUGAUGGUCAGCGCCUGCUACGAAUCGGCUCUCCCGUAGAGGUGCUGGCCACCCAGCGAAUAUCCUUUGGUGCGGACCCGACGUCCUACGUGGUAACGCCAGCCCCGCACAGCCUCGUUCCAGGCACGCAUGCAGCGUGCCCACCACCACCGUUGGCGGUGCCGGCGUAUCCGGCAGCGGUCACUCGGGAGGGGCAGACGUCGUCGCUUUUCACGUCACCGUCCUCGUGCGUUUCGCCCCGUCUAGGCUGCUCUCUGCCACCGCUGUGCGUUGACGAAGAGGGAGAGCGCGACACAGCCACAGCCGUCUCAACGUCUCCGGAGGCCUUGACAGCCGUGGUCGCACCAGCGAACAUGGAAUCGAGGCAGAGCGGCACACCGCGCGAGGCAGUCUCGGGCUCCCCGCUUCUGGCAGCACCGCGGGCCUCGAAGAUGCGCGGGUGUUGCCUUACCCACGCGUCGCGCAGCAUCGCCGUCACAACCACCUCUACUGCAGAGAACGCAAGCGCUGUCCGCCGGACGACGGAGAAGUGCGCCAUCAGCGCACCGGCGACGGAGAGGACAUCAACGGACCUUCUUGUGGAGUGCACCGCGACGGUGGCACGUUGCUCUGCGGACGUGGUGAGUACCACCACCGGUGCUGCUUUACCGCCCGCCUACUCGAAGGAGGAGCGGCUCGGGGCCGCGGCGUGCUCACCGUCGCAGGGCCUCACCGGUGAGCACGCGCACUCACUCGCAUCCCUCUGCAACGAGACGGCUGAGCUGGCGCGGCGCGGAAUCUUCAAAGGCGAGUCGCGAGCGCGCGCGCAUCUCCACAACAGGCCGUGCUGGACCUUGGGCCCCGUCACCAGUGUGCGCUCCCCUGACUGGGAGGUGCUGCGCGCCAUGCAGGGUGACACAACACCACCGGGGCCAAAGGGCAUCUACCAGCUCAGCUGCGGCAGCGUCGGCUUCGAUGAGGCGAUGACGCACCUUCGCAGAGGACGCGUUGGCCCUCUGGCACCGUCAGCGGGGGAGGUUAGACAACGACCACAGCCCCUGAGGCCGCGCUUGCAACGGGCUGGCGCCGCCCGGCACUGUGGAGCCCGCCACUCGAGCCGCGGGCUCUCUUUGGAGUUCACCGAGCGCACCUCCGUCGAUGUGGAGGGCGAAGGUACCGCAACAGCCACGCACGCGACGCCUUUGUCACGGGAUGAGGCAGUCACCGAGCCUUCCAGUGUCCUGAGCAGUGACCUCACCGCUACACAGAGUGCACGUCAGCGUCCUUAUAUGCGAGAAAAGCUGCACUUGUUUCCGCGCGUGCCGGUGAACCCGUUUAUCGUCGAGGCGUUUGGCCAGACGCAUCGGUAUCGACCGCUGGCUCACCUGAGCGACACUCCGCAGGCAGACAGCAGUUGCAGCAGCGCCAAGAGCGAGGAUGGGAGUGCGCCAGUGGACGUCUUCGACCGGUUUGCUGGCGUGCCAUGGCGGCACCCGAUCGUCGCCGACGAGAUGGUGACCCCGCGAACGGCAGCGCUGCUGGGCGAUAUCCUGCGGCGCCGCCCUGACUCGACGCCGGCGUCCGAAGACGCGACCUUUCUGCACUGCGCCCUGCGACGCUCAUACGACGCAGAUAAAGACCGCUUCUCGUACGUGGACUCACCGGCAUUCGUGCAGCUAAUCUACACGAGAUUCUCCUCGUUGCUAACGGCUAUCAAGGCACGUAUGCAAGUGAGUCGUCCUGUGCUGCGCCUGUCGUCCCCGCUGCUGUGCGGCGGGGAUUUACUGGGCAGCUUCGCGGACCUGAUGGUGCUGCUUGGCAGCGUCGCCCAUUUUGCCCACUGGUCUACGAUGCACACGCCGCUGCUGCUGCUCGGCAACUACGUGGACGUCGGCUGGCACAGCGUGGAGGUGUGCAUGCUGCUGUGCUGUUGGGCGUAUUUGCAGCCAAGCAAAGUGCACCUCCUUCGCGGCCCCCACGAGGACCCGACAGUGAACGGCAACUGCCGCCUGCUGGGCAAGCGGUGCCUGCGUUAUAAGUGCCGGCAGCGCUUCGGCUCGCGCAGGGGUAUCGCCCUGUGGGCACAGCUGAACGACGUCUUUACCCUGCUACCGGUGGCGGCGGUGAUUGAUGAGCGCGUAUUUGCCACGCACGGCGGCGUGCCACUGCUGCGCGCGUCGACGGCACCGGGUGGGGAGGAGGAGAAGGGUGCUGCAGUGAGGCGCCAGCGUGGCGGCAAGGCACCAGUGCACUGCUUGUACAGCGGCACCUCUGGCUCACCGACGCCGACCUCGUCGGAUGCAAACACUACGGUGUCCUCCUCUUGCCGCCUAUCGGCAGGCGUUUGCGCCGGGGAACGGCGGACUGCCUGCGCGCACGAGAGGGGCGGCGACGAUGCCAGGGAGAGCGUGCUGUUUGCGGCGCUCUGUCCCUUCGACAUGCGGUAUCACCGCUCACAGACACCCGUGAUGGAAAAACCACGCGAUGCUAUCACGGCGGAUGACGCCGAGGCGCAGAACGACAUCACCGCGAUCGGGCUGCUGUCACUCGCACCGCUCUCCGGCUACCAAGUGGACGAGAGCGAUGGAUGUCCGAGAGCCAGCACAGAAUGCGCGGCAGCAAGAGGUGCGGUGGUCUCCGCCACGGCCCUUCCAUCAUCCCCGACACCACCGAGUAGUACCGUGCCACCUCCUCGCCAGGGCAUGACGGGGGUGGCACCCCAAGGCAGGUGUGACAUGAGCGCUGCCGUUGCGCUGCCAGCUGCAACCACCCAGGCACCCACGCCAGCACUGGUUUCGCCAUUUUCUCGGGCCGCCGACACUAGGUUCAUCGCCGCCGCCGCACCUUCACACUCCGAAGCGCUGACGCGAACGACCCCUGCGUGUAGCACGCCAUCUGCCGCAACGGGCGCCGUUCGGUGCGUUGCGCAUGGCGGUCGUGUCGCCACACAGAGGUCCACGGACGCGUGUCGUGAAGCCUCCUCAUCUCUGGAGCGAUCGCGGCGAGAGGACUUUUUGCCAUUCGAGACACUUCGACAAGGGUGCGCUCCUCCAACAGCGGCAGCAGCAGAGAGCUCCCCGGCACCGUGCUCCGCCGCCAGCGCAUGCGUCACCGGCUCUGAAGUGCGGAGCUCGCAGGAAUGCGAGGCCGACACAUGGUUGCCUUCAACGCACACCUCGGUGGACGAGGGUGCGCCGUCCGAGGACGACUUUGCCAACCUUCUUGCGGCCAUGCACACAGGUGAGUACGCCUUUCGCACCCUCCAGUGCUCCACCCCGUUGGAAAGCCAAGACGUGACCCGGCGCCUCCGGCUCGUGCGCGAGCUUCUGUGGAAUCGACCUCGUGAGGCGACCGCCAAACUGCUCAUGCCUGAGGAAGAGCUGGACAGCGAUGGAGGGAACGCGGCGGCGGUGCCGUGGUGGCGACCUUAUCGAGUGGAGGGCUGCUGCUGUUGCUGCCCUGCUGGCCGUGCGCAUCGCUGCUGCCACACUUUCGGCUCUGGCGCUCUCAUCCGCUUUUUCCUCCGCUUCCGCUAUUCCAUGUUGAUACGCGGGGCGCCGGAAGACCCCUCUGAGCUGUGCGGUGCUGAGUUAUCCGAAGAAGGCCGGCUGCUGACACUGAAUACGUGCAGCCGAAGGUGCAAGACGGUGUUGCAGGCGGCGGCGUGCGUGGUGGAGUCCCAGACGCUGCGCCUUGCCACGUGGGGGUCGCAGGAACUCGCCGAUUCUCUUGGACAGCUGUCACUGAGCAGUCUUCCCGGUGUUCGAGAGACGGAGGCGGCGAGGGCGGACUUUGAACAGUUUGUGUGCAAUACGCUGCACACCCGCCUGCGUGAUCAUCACAUUGUUGGCCCGGCCGAUCAGUGGAGUGUGCUCUCGGCGUACAAGACCUACAUUCAACGGCGAGCCGCGGCUAGCGCAUCGUCGCGAAGGCUGUAG